AUGGAGUCUGUGGGAAGUCAAGGCUCCUGUGCUGGGGCCCCAAGGCUCUUACUGGUUCCCAGUCCAAUCCACCCGGACCUCCAGGUGGAUUUGGAUGAGGAGGACGAAGAUAUAGUGAUUGGAAUACGACCUAAAUCCUCUCCUCAGCCUCGAAGGAAGACCUCAAUAAGCGAAGAGGAGUCGGACCUCUCAGAACCUCCAUCGUUGAGCGGCUCUCGUAGAGUGUCGUUCGCAGGACGCUGUCGGACUGAGUUUGGUGCAAGUGAAAGAGUUCGACAAAUGGGACGUCCCCGCAGCUUCCAGACUUUUUAG
This is a messenger RNA of Knipowitschia caucasica, 312 nucleotides long. Lineage: Eukaryota; Metazoa; Chordata; Actinopteri; Gobiiformes; Gobiidae. The record is from the annotation of a GenBank genome assembly.